AUGUAGUUUGAUUUUGAAUAUGACUCAGAAGAAUCUUUAUCCUAAGACUCAACUUAAGCAAUAUAGUAAUAUGUUUAAAAGUAAGAGGAAAAAAUAAUUAUUGAUUAUGAAGGCAGACUUACAAAAUUUUGCUUAGAUGAAAACAUAUCAGAAUUACUAAAAUUCUAAAAUUUGAAGUAUUCAAAUAUGGCUGUGAUGACUCUAUUUAAUGUCAUAAAUGAAUAGAUAAAGUUUGAGAGUGAAGCUGCAAUAAGAUAAAUAUAACCAUUAUUUGAAACAAGCCUACAAGAGUAUAAAAAUCAAAACUUUGAAAAGGCAGAAAUAGAAAUCAGUAGAUUGUUUAAAGAGAUUAAUAAUUUGGAUUUCCAAAAAAUAUCAGAUGAGAUAAAUGAAUCCUAAAUUUCUAGUAAAGAGAUGAAUAAUUAGGAUGUUGUUAUGGUACUAGGAUUCACGGGGACUGGAAAGAGUACUUUCAUUCACUACUUAGCAGGAUCAAAAAUUUAAUAAAUAAUCAAUAAAGAUGGACUACACCACUGGGAACCCACUAAUUUUAAAUACAAAGCUUUAGAUCGCGUUAUUUCUAAACCAGAUGCCAAAUCAGAAACAAAGUUUGCUACUCUUGUCAGGAUCAAUACUUCAGACUAAGAAGGAAAUGAGUAUGGUGAAGAUGAAGAGAUUAACUUAUGCGAUACUCCUGGUUUUCUAGAUACUCAAGGAAAUGAGGCAGAGAUAGCUAAUCUAACCGGAAUUUAUGAAUGUAUAUCAGUUUGCAAGAGCAUAAAGCCUAUUAUUCUUAUUAGUGAACAAUAAAUCUCUGACAGAGGCUCAGGAAUUAAAAGUCUUGCAAAUGUAAUUAAAAAAAUGGUGAAGCCUUCAUAAAACUUUCAAUAACUGAUUCGGAAAUUCAUAUUUGUCUUUUCUAAGUUUUCAGAUAAGAAGAGUCAGGAGUAGCUUCACAAAAAACUCUAAAAUAUUUACGAAAAUUUGAACGCAGGCGAAAAAAAAGAUUAAGAAUUUAUUUCUGUCCUUAAAGCUAUGUUAUAAUAAACUUAAGAUGAAAAAAACAUAGCUUUCUUCGAUCUGAGUAUUGAGGGAUAUAAGUUCAUAGAAAAGCAUAUUAUAGGUAGAUAAGCUAUUGAAAUGCCAAAGGAUGCUUUUACUUGUUUUUUUACAUCUGAAGCAGAAACUUCCAUUUCAUAACAGUUAAAAUAAGACCAAAGUAGAAUAUAAACAGCAUGGAAAAAAAGAAACUUUUUGCUGAUUUUUAAAAAGCUUACUUAGUUAAAUUUGCUAAAAAAUAGUAUACAAGAUUUGUCAUCAUUUAGUAAUUAAUGGGAACAAAACUUAACUUAAAUUGAUGACUAAAUAAAUAGCGAAAUUUAAAGUGUAGAUUAAUUUGUUUAGAAAAUUAUUGAAUUUAAGAAGAUUGACGAAGAAUAAAUUACUAAUUUUUUAAAUACAAAAUAAGAACUGUCUAAGUUAAAUAUUUUAUAUAAACUAUUACCUUAAACUGAGAAUUUGGUGUAAAAGUUUAAUGGAGCCUUGAGAGAAGCUAUUUUAGCAAUACUUUAAAAUGUGAAGUAAGACUUGAUUUCAUGCUAAUAAAAUAAUGUAAAUGAAUAUUACUAGAAAUUGCUAUUUUUAUCAGAUAUCGUUAAGGAAGAAAAUUCCAUAACUGUAUUUAUUAGUUAUAUGAUGGAAAACAUAUCAAACCAAGUGAAAAAGGCAGAAAGCUUUUUAUAACAGGACAACUUUGCUGAUUUUUUUAAUGAGAUGCAGCAAAUUAUCAACUAUAUUGAGAGUUGCACAUUUUUACCUGCUCAUAAUGUUAAAGAUUAAAUUGUGAAGGCUUUUGAUAAAGUUAUUUUAGAAAUGGAAAACUCAAAGCUGACAAUUUUUGAAAAAAUAAAGCAAUAAACAGUGAAGAAAAAUGAGGAAAAUGAUAGAGAUAUACAAAAUGCUAAAGAAAAAAUUCACUCAAUUCAUUAAGAAUUCAAAAAAUCUAAUUUAAAAGAUGAACAUUGCAAAGAAAAGAUAAAUAAUUUUUAAAAGGAAUACAGAGAACAAAUAGAAAAAGAGUACUAGGAUAUUGAGGAAAAAGUCAAAGCUGUGAUAAAUGAUGAAUCAAGUGAAUUGUAGGUACUGAAGUCAAGAUUUAUUUAACUUUAACUAUUAUCUAAACUUUAUCCUAAGCUUGACUAAAAAUUUAAGAGUUUAGUAAGUCUCAUAAAUUCAAGAAUUGCGAAAAUGUCAAAAAAAAUCAAAUAAGUUGUAAAAGAGUUGUAAAUUACAAAUAACAGUGAAGAUGAAUUAGGAAUGCAAUUCUAAAAUUUAGAAGAGGCUUUUUAUUUAAUUUAAGAAUGUUAAUGGAUUUAAGAAAUAGAUUAAGACUAGGAGUAUGAUUCUUAAAAAUAAAAGAUACUUAACUCUAUGAAAAACUUUGCUAAUAUAAUUAUUGAUUAGCUUGAUUAAUUAGAAAUCGGUUUAGAAUAAACAGAAGAUCUCAAGAAAAUAGCAAGCUCAAAAUAAAAAAUGAAGAAACUAAAUAAUUUUUCACAUUAUGAUGAAGUGUUAAAACAAUCAAUAAACUAAUAUGAUGGUAUUGUUAUGGAGAAGUUCUAGUAUUAAUUUAAUAAAAUAAAAAAUUUUUCAGAACAAUAAAAUACUACUUUUUGGGAACGCUAAAAGAGUUAUUAAUUCUUAAAUAAAUGCAUUUCAAAUUAGAUUUAUAAAAAGGAAGCUCAAUAAAUGCUCGAAGAUGUGAAAAAAAAUCUAAUAAAUAGCUGCUUAGAAAAAGAGAAAUCUCUUAAAUAGUCUUUUGAGCAGCUAUAGAAUAUCUUUCAAAAUACUUCUUUAUCAAGUGAAGAGAGACAGUUAAUUGAAAAUUGCUCAAAAAAUAUCUAUGACAAGUUUGAAGAAAUGUCAAAGAUUGAAAAGUUUAGUGAAUUAAAAGAUAUUCUGGAUUAAGAUAAAAGCAACUUUUCUAUUUCAUAAUAAUUAUCCGGUAUUAAGAGAAUAUAGAUUUAAUUAUAGGAGAUUGUAGAUAUGAAUGAAUAUGUAGAAUAUAAGUGGAUUUUCAUUUUACAGAAACUGAAAAUAUUAGAUGAAUUACAAAGUAACUCAUAAAAUUCAUUUUGUUUUUCUGAUUUACUCUCUAAAACCUAUAAAAAGAAUAAAUUUAACGUUGAAUAACUGAAAUCUGGAUUCGAUAAAUAGUUAAGUAACAAUUAUCUUCCAUAAAUGCUUGCUACCUAUAAAAAGCUUUAAGGGUAGGCUAUGUAAAAUAAAGAAAAUAAAGAAAAUCAAAUGGUUUUGGAAGAUUUUAAGUUUUAGUUAGAAAAUUAAAUGUAAAAAAUAAUAAUAUAAAUUAAGUAAUAAGUCGACAAGUUAAGUUAACAUGUGACUUUUUUAUCUAUUGACAGCUAAAUUAAAGAAUAAAUAGAUUAUGCAGACUAAAUUAUUAAUUCAUAUAAGCAGUUCAAUGAUUAUGAUUAUUAUUUUAAGGACUAUUUGGAUGUAGAUAAAUUUAAGUCUGAAAUUGAAUAAAUUAAUAAAAUUAUUUACUAAGUUGCUAAUGAAGGACUCAAAAAAAUAUAAUAAAUGUUCAAAAACUAUUAUUUCAAAGAAUUUAAUGUUUAAUAUUAAUUUAUGCAAGAAGUUUUUAAGAUCCUUAUGUAAAAAUUUGAAAUAAAAGAACAAUUCAACCAAUUAGAAUCAGGAUAAAUUAAAGAAUACUGCUUCAAAGAACUUUAAUAAAAAGUUGAGAAUUUAAAUUUAGAUAACUCAAAAACAGAAAUAUUUGAUUUGAAUCUAAUAUGUGGCAAGUUAGAGAAGGUAUAAGAUAACGAAAUUUAUUUAAACUUAUCUAAAUAGCUUUAAGACAUUUUCUAGAAAAAACUGGAAGAUAAGUUGAAAUAAGCAAAUGAAAAGUCUCUAAGCUAAUUUGAGAAAACUAUCAAAGAAGUUCAAAGUUUUUUUGGUUAAAUUCCUAAUUAAAUGAAAAACUCUCUGAGCUAAUUAAUAGAAAACAUCAAUAAGACUGACAAAAUUAAAGAAUAAAUGAAUAAUUUCUAUAAACAAAAAAAUAUUAUUGAAAUUAUUAAGCUAUUAGAGACACUAAAAGAUUCAAGCCUUUAUACUGAAUUUAAAAAUAGGCUUGAUAAUUUCAUAGAAAAUGAAAUUUAAUUGAAUUAUAAUGAAAUUAUUUUAAAUGAUAAAAAAUAUAUUAACUUUGAGAAAAGCUUUCAAAAUUUAAUUAGGAUAGCUGUUAACACCGCCUAAACCUAAAAAUAUUUAGAUUAAGUAAAAGAAAAAUUAAAUAAUGUUUUUGAGCAAUUAUUUUGUGAUAAAAUUAAAGAAGCUGGAAACAAAAUUCAAAAUGUAUUGAGUUAAAAAGUUAGUAAUCACUAAACAAAUUUAGAAUUUUUUUCUGAUUAUUGCUGUUUAGGUAAUUGUUUGUUAAAGGUUUAUCACAAAUUGUAAGAAUAAGAGCUGAAAAUUUUAAAAGAACUUGAAUAUUUCUAUGUGUUUGAUUAAAUUUAAAUAUAAUAAUAAUUAGUUAUCACAAAUCUCAAACCUAUUGUAAGGUAAAUUUAACAUACUGAAGAAGACUUUUCAUGUAUCUACGAUUAAUUUAAAAUUGCUUACUAACUUUAAUAUUUUGAUUGUGAAUCAUAUCAUGAAUUAAUAGAAAAUUUAAAAUCUAAGCAAUAAAAACUGAACAAUUAGGUGGAAUAAAUUUUGUAAAAGGAUGUUAAUAAAUUUACAAUUUAGAAAGAGUAUGAAGAUUACUACCAUUAUUUUUAAAAAGUCUUCUAAAAUGCUAAAUAAAUGUAAAUUUUAGUGUAGUAAUUCAAUAUAAUCUCUUAAAAAAUAACGCUAUUUGAAGAUUUACUAUAAAAAUUAAAUUAAAUCAUUAAAUCAAUAAAUUAUGAUCUCAAAUAAUGUUUUUAAGGUGAUAUUUUUGAUGAUAGUGUUGUUAAAAGUAUUAACAAUAUUUAUUUGAAUUCUAAAUAUAUCGAUUAAUAUUUUUCAUCUAUGGGCUUUGUAGAAAAUAGUAUGAAUUAGAGGUUUGUGCAAUCAGAAUUUUUAUAGUAAAUUUAAAAGUAGUUUACAGAACCAAAGUAAAUUGAUAAAAUAGAAUAAUUUACAGAGUACAUAUCUAAUAUGCAUAAAAUAUCUUCAACUUACAUCUACAUGGAAAAAAUCAAAACAGAAUGUAAUGAAAAGAUUAACUAAGCAUUAAAAAAUUACAAAGAUUUUAAAGGAUCUCUAGAAAAGUUAUAAAUUCAAUUAAGAAAAUCUAAAUAUGGUGAUUAAGUAACAUAAAAUCACCCUUUUUUCAAAGGAUUUUAGAUUAGUGAUACAAAUCUAAGAAUAUAGAGGUUUGGCAUUGAUCAAGUCUUAGAAUAAGUAAGAGGUUAUUCUGAUAUCGAUAAAAAAGAUGACAUAAAUAAGACUUAACUAAAUAAUUUCUACCAAAGAUUUAUUAAUGAAUACAAUCAAUAUUUAGAUAAAUAUUUAACUUCUUUUGAGAAAAUUAAUUUUAUUGACCUCUUGAAAGAAAUAUAAAAUUCUGUAAAUAAAAUCAACAAAGAUGCGUUUAAUAAAACAGGAAAAAUAGAAUAAACAUCUUAGAUUAUAGUUGCUGAUCUUUUAGCAGGUAUUUUCUGUUGUUGGACUUGUAUAAAUUCAAAAUAUUAUUUUGAAUCAAUAGAUUAGUCAUAUGAAAACAAGUAAAGCUUUUUAUUAAAACCUCAUCCUUCUUAAAUAGUUGCAAUUUUUAGACUUUUAGGAAUUGGCUACUCCAAAAAUUAUGAUGAAAUAUAGUGUAACAGUUUAGCUUAAGUCUUGACUGGUGAGGGAAAAUCUGUUGUUUUGGCAGCUCUGGCAUGUUUUUACUCUCUAUGCGGAUUUUCUGUGAAGUGCGCUUGCUACAGUAAUUAACUUAGUGUUAGAGAUUACUAAGAAUUUUUACUUCUGUUUGAAAAGUUAAAGAUUAAAGAUUUGAUUUAGUAUGGAACAUUCAACAAGGUCUGUGAAGAAAUACUAAACCAAAGAGGAGACAUUAGAGAGCAAGUUUCAAGUUAUAUUUAAACAGAGAAUAUUAAAUAUUCAAAUAAUUCAAAUAUCAAGAAAUAAGUUCUCUUAAUAGAUGAAGUAGAUGUCUUUUUUAGUAAAGACUUUUUUGGAAAUAAUUAUGAUAUAGUGGCACCAAUCUAAGACCAAACAAUUGAAAGCUUGCUUGAUAAAAUAUGGAAUGCCAAACAUGAUCCUAACUUUAGUUUUAAAUAUAUUUGUAAGUCUCAAGAGUAUAAAAACUGUAUAGCUCAAUUUCCUAAUUGGAUUGAGCUGAUUAAAGAAUAAACAAAAAUUGCUGUUUCUGAUUUUAAAAAUAUCAAUAAAGUUAGUUUUGAAAAUUAUAAAAUCUAAAAUGACAAAAUUUAUUAUAAAAAUUAAGAUUAAUAUCUUGAUAACAUAUCAUAUGGAUAUAGAACUUUGUAUACCUACUAUCAAGAAAAUUAGAAUUCAAAAAUUUCAAAUGUAGGUCUUUAAAAAUAAAAAGUAUUUAAAAUUAACAGUGGAAGCUUUUGUUAUUCAGAGCUACCUAAAAAGUUUUUCAUAAUUAAUGGUGUCACAGGAACUUUAGAAACUUUAAGUUAAAGCCAACUCUAAUUAAUAUAAAACACAUAUAAUAUGAAAUAAUACACUUUUAUACCAUCAAUAUAUGGAAAGAGUAAGUUUUAAUUUAACCCCCAAAAAGAUGUGAAAGUAGUUUCAUAAUCAGAAUAUUAUAACACUAUUACAAAUGAAAUAAACAAAAAUAUAGUUGGAAAAACUGAUUAAAAAAGAGCAGUACUAGUUUUUUUUGAUACCAAGAAAACCUUACAUGAUUAUUACAAUAGUUAAUAGUUCAAAUCCUUAAAAUAAAAUUCCUAGAUUUAAAUUAUGACAGAAGAAAACUAAAUUGAAGAAAGAAAGAAAAUUAUAAAAGAUGCAACAUACUCUGGUGCAAUCACUUUACUGACCAAAAUUUUUGGUAGAGGUAUAGAUUUCUAAGUUAAUGAUACUAUUAUAUUUUAAAAUUAUGGAGUUCAUGUUAUUCAAACUUUCUUUUCUGAAGAUAAGUCUGAAGAGACCUAGAUAAAAGGAAGGACAGCAAGAUAAGGUGAAGAGGGUUCUUUCAGCAUGGUUCUUCAACAAGACACUCUAUAGGCUUUCCUUAAAACAGAAGAAGAUUAAAAGAAAAUUGAGAAUCUUGAUGAAAUAUAUGAAGUUCUUGAUAGAAAUCGUCAGGUUAAUUUCGAAAAUGACUUUAAAAGUAAUAUAGAAUAUAAUCAAAAGACCUCAAUUACUAGCCAUAAAUAAUCAGAGGACUUCUUAAAUUUUUUAAAAGAUUGUAAUUAAUAAGAAGUUAAAAAAUACUUAUUGUAAUUGAAUUAAGGCCCGAAAGAAAAUACUUUUAAAACUCUAAUUGCUAUGGAUGUUACAGGAUCGAUGAGUAAUCUCAUCACUUAAACCAAAAAUACAAUAUAAACAACUUUUGAAUAAACUAGAGAUAUCUUAACAGAAAAAGGAUAUGAUCCAUAAUGCUUUUAAAUCAUGAUAAGCUGUUUUAGAAGUUAUAAUAGCAAAUGGGAAGAGAUAUUCUAAACUUCAACUUGGGAAAAUAAUCCAGAUAAGUUAAGGUCUUUCUUAUAAAAAAUAACAGCCUCUGGUGGUACAUGGCCAGGAGAAUCUGUGGAAGUAGGAUUAUGGUGGGCUAACAAAUAAAAUGAUGAAGACCCAAUAAGUCAAGUAAUAAUUUUAGGGGAUUAACCUGCUCAUCUAAUGAAUGAAGCUUAAAAGUUUAGAAAUUAAUUUGGAUAGAGUUAUUGGGAUACUACUCCACUAAAAGGAUUAACUUAUUAUGUUCCAGAGUGUUAAAAACUUAAAAAUAAAAAUAUUCCUGUCAAUACAUUUUACCUGAAAUAAGGAGCAAAAAGUACAUUUGAAAAUAUUGCAAAAUUAACAAAUGGAAUAAGUUAAUAUCUUGAUAUAAAUUCUGGAUAAAGCUCCAAAUAAUUAACAACCCUGUUUGUUGAAUAAAUUUUAAAAGACAUUGGAAAGCAAGAUGGUUGUAGCAACGAAUUAAUUUCAGCAUACAAAGCCAAAUAUUCCUGA
Messenger RNA from Tetrahymena thermophila SB210, 8163 nucleotides. RefSeq names its product helicase carboxy-terminal domain protein. NCBI's taxonomy places the organism in Eukaryota, Ciliophora, Oligohymenophorea, Hymenostomatida, Tetrahymenidae. Gene Ontology annotation, molecular function: protein binding; ABC-type protein transporter activity; ATP binding. The transcript has a single exon. The record is from RefSeq and is a predicted model, not a curated record. Gene Ontology annotation, biological process: protein targeting.